Glycine soja is the source of this 1638-nucleotide messenger RNA. RefSeq names its product ELL-associated factor 2-like. Gene Ontology annotation, molecular function: transcription elongation factor activity. The record is from RefSeq and is a predicted model, not a curated record. The coding region runs from base 449 to 1405 and encodes 318 amino acids. Gene Ontology annotation, cellular component: super elongation complex. Gene Ontology annotation, biological process: positive regulation of DNA-templated transcription; regulation of transcription elongation by RNA polymerase II. Lineage: Eukaryota; Viridiplantae; Streptophyta; Magnoliopsida; Fabales; Fabaceae. The transcript has 7 exons.
GUUAAAAAUAAUGAGUAGAUAGCAUAACAAUGGUUAAUUUCCCAAACUCUCUCGGUCUUAUUUCCAGAGACGAGGAAAACAAAAACCGAUGACUGAACCCUAAGGGGAAAAUUGCCGAUGCGGCACCGUAAUACCAUUUCCCAAUUCUAGCACUGUUGGCUGGGGCAAAUUCCUCACCCAAAACGACACAUGUUUGGGGGGCCAUUUUGAUUUGAGGUGCGUUGAGACAGAAAACAUUAGGCCACCAUAGUUCUCUUCUCUCUCGCAAUUUCCAUCUGGUCUCAAUUUUUCUCGUGAUUCCAUCUCCAUUCCGGUGUAGGCUCCUUUGAUUUGACCAUCUUCUCUUCCGCCAUCAUCCAUUGAAGAGCAGCAACUAGGAGCUGCAAACCACAUACAAGCCUGAUUUUCGCCCCUCUCUACUAUAAGGUUUCUGAACUUUUCUUCCACCAUGGCUAACAAAUCUCAAGAAGAGCCCAAGACUGCUCCUGAGCCUGAUCGGUGGUACAAUCUCACCCUUGGACCUUCCUUCAAAGAUGAUUCCUCUAAUAAAUACUGCACCCUACGAUAUGAAUUUAAGCCAGCUUCAGUUGAUAAGACUAAGCCAGGAUUGCUACGCAAGACCAAAGAGAACAGGGUUUCUGUGGAAUUUCAGAACAACCAAAUAGGAAAGCCCAAGGUGACAUUUGAGGGGAAUAGUGAGGAAUACAAGGAAAAUGAUGCUGUAUUGUUCUUUGAUGGUGAGACACUUCGAUUGGAGCGGCUUCAUAGGGCUGUUAAGCAACUGCGGCAUCUACGAAUGCCUGGUGAAUCUGCAGGUGCUGCAUCUACAGUUGUGGCUGCUCCAUCUGGACCAGCUUUAGAUCCUCGAUCAUCCCCUGUUGGGAAGUCUGUAAAACCAGCACCUCUUGGCAGGAGCUCAUUUCCGGCUGUGCCAGUUGAAGUGGAACGCAUUGAUAUUGGUGAACCCGAGAAUACUGGAAUCAAAUCUGGUUCUAAGAGGUCAUUUGAUCAUCUAAAUGAACUGCCCAUUAAUACCUCACCAGAUGCUAAAAAUGAAGUCGAGGAACAUCAAGAUAUAGAUAUUCAUGACCUUUUUGGCAGCGAAACACCUGAGGAUGACCAUAAUGUUGAAGAAAAAGAUAAUGUUGGAUUUGACAUGAAUGUUCCACACACUGAUGAUGAGAUCGCCGACGUGGAUGAUAGUGGUGAUGAGGUGGACAAAGGACCCAAUGCUGCAGAAGCUCUCGAAGACCAGGUGAAUGCACUGGGGAGGGAUGAGCAGACAUCUACUUCUAGCAGCAGUAGUGGUAGUAGCAGUAGUGAAAGCGGAAGUGAAAGUGGUAGUGGGAGUAGCAGCAAUAGUGAUAGUGAAGGCAGUGAUGAGGACUCGGUUCACUCAAUCUGAAGUUAUACAACCGUGAUUUCUUUCUUUUCCUUUUCUCAUUGGUCGUUACUUUUUGCAAAACAAUCCAACACAUGAUGAAUUGAAUGUGUUUGUCCGUCCUGGCUUAGAAGAAUUUUAUAAGCCAUCCUCAGUGUGCUGAGGGUUAUAAAUAAUGUGCUAUAUUUUGUAUGUAUAUUAAUCGGAUUUAAAUAGUUUUGCUUUUUCAUUAAAGCAUGUGAAGCAAUUUUUAACUA